Molecule: messenger RNA, 1305 nt
Organism: Zerene cesonia (dogface butterfly)
Lineage: Eukaryota; Metazoa; Arthropoda; Insecta; Lepidoptera; Pieridae
Gene: orb2
Product: cytoplasmic polyadenylation element-binding protein 2
Exons: 10
Biological process (GO): negative regulation of cytoplasmic translation
Cellular component (GO): neuron projection; nucleus; cytoplasm
Molecular function (GO): ribosome binding; translation factor activity, RNA binding; mRNA regulatory element binding translation repressor activity
Source: RefSeq, a predicted model, not a curated record
ACCCCGUGGCUCUUAUCGACAGUCGUGAUCCGACCGCGCUGUGGGUCGGACGCAUCGCACGCUUGCAUGGGUGAAUUACAAUAUCCCGGCGCACCGGGCGUCGUUGACGAUGAACGGCAGUACAGGGCUCCGUUCCGGAGGGCGCCACAGUACAGGUGGCCGACGCCGCAGCCCCCGCAGCCCUCGGCCUUCGCCCCGUGGCGUAGGGCACCAGCGCCACCUAGGCCUCCUGAUUACAGACGCAGUGCCUCUUACCCUGGGAAACCAGAUGAACCGUUUCAGGAAAGGGGAGGAUUAGACAAUAUGAGAUCACUAGAACACUAUUUAACGGACAUUAUGCGAGCUGACACAUCUGAACACAUGAAAGGCAAGUCGCCGUUCUUCCCCGGCGUGGAGGAGGCGAGCGUGGCGAGCGCGGCCGGCGCUGGCUCGCCGUCUGGCCCCACCGACCAGACGCAAGAUGUGGUGUCGAGGCUCAGUGCUGCAGGGCUGUCCAUGUGCGUGAGCGCGCUCGGCUCGCCGGCGCGUUCGUCGCCCGUGUCGGCCGGCUCGGAGCACGGCGAGCGGUUCAGCCGGAAGGUGUUUGUGGGCGGUCUGCCGCCCGACAUUGAUGAAGACGAGAUCACGUCAUCGUUCCGCCGCUUCGGGCCGCUGGUGGUGGACUGGCCGCACAAAGCCGAGAGCAAGAGCUACUUUCCGCCCAAGGGCUACGCUUUCCUACUGUUUCAGGACGAGAGCUCGGUGGCGGCGCUGAUGGAGGCGUGCAUCACGGACGACGACAAGCUGUACCUGUGCGUCUCGUCGCCGACCAUCCGCGACAAGCCGGUGCAGAUCCGGCCGUGGCGGCUCGCCGACGCCGACUUCGUGCUCGACGCCUCCAUGCCGCUCGACCCGCGCAAGACGGUCUUCGUCGGCGGCGUGCCGCGCCCGCUCAAGGCCGUGGAGCUGGCGAUGAUAAUGGACCGGCUGUACGGCGGCGUGUGCUACGCCGGCAUCGACACCGACCCCGAGCUCAAGUAUCCCAAGGGCGCGGGGCGCGUCGCGUUCUCGAACCAGCAGUCGUACAUCGCGGCGAUCUCGGCGCGCUUCGUGCAGCUGCAGCACGGCGACAUCGACAAGCGGGUCGAGGUGAAGCCGUACGUGCUGGACGACCAGAUGUGCGACGAGUGCGCCGGCGCGCGCUGCGGCUCCAAGUUCGCGCCCUUCUUCUGCGCCAACGUCACCUGCCUGCAGUACUACUGCGAGCACUGCUGGGCGACGAUCCACUCGCGCCCCGGCCGCGAGUUCCACAAGCCGCUCGUGAAG